CUGGCGGGACUACCAAAUACAAGAUGGUGGGGAAAAAAGACAUUUCGUGUUCAGAUUUGUCUGUGAAAGAUGUGUCAUACCCGUAUUGUCGUCUUGCCUAGAGCUGAUCCUAACAUCGCUCUAGGGAGACCGGCGUUCCAAUCAUCCGUCGGGUGGAAUGGGUCAGCCGGCCGUGGCGUGGACGGAAACACCUAUUCUCACUACUUUACUGACCAGUGGGUGGACUCUGGAUCCUGUCUCCACACGGAGUUCGAACACAACCCCAUGUGGUGGGUUGAUCUCGGACAAUCGUUUCCAAUUAACAGGGUGGUUAUCUUCAACCGCCAGGAUCCCUGUUGUUGGGACCGAGUCAACCCCUUCAACAUCCACAUCGGGGAGUCCGGCAAUGCCACCGACAACCCCAAGUGCGGAGGUGACCAUCAACUCGACCGCGUGAACCAGCCGUCCAUUUCCGUCCCGUGCCAGGGGAUGACGGGACGGCACGUCGGGGUUCGUCUUCCCGGGUACCACCGGGCACUGUCCCUGUGCGAGGUCCAAGUCUUUUCAGAUUCAGGGUGGUUAUCUUCAACCGCCAGGAUCCCUGUUGUUGGGACCGAGUCAACCCCUUCAACAUCCACAUCGGGGAGUCCGGCAGUGUCACCGACAACCCCAAUCGUCUUGCCUAGAGCUGAUACUAACAUCGCUCUAGGGAGACCGGCGUUCCAAUCAUCCGUCGAGUGGAAUGGGUCAGCCGGCCGUGGCGUGGACGGAAACACCUAUUCUCACUACUUUACUGACCAGUGGGUGGACUCUGGAUCCUGUCUCCACACGGAGUUCGAACACAACCCCAUGUGGUGGGUUGAUCUCGGACAAUCGUUUCCGAUUAACAGGGUGGUUAUCUUCAACCGCCAGGAUCCCUGUUGUUGGGACCGAGUCAACCCCUUCAACAUCCACAUCGGGGAGUCCGGCAAUGUCACCGACAACCCCAAGUGCGGAGGUGACCAUCAACUCGACCGCGUGAACCAGCCGUCCAUUUCCGUCCCGUGCCAGGGGAUGACGGGACGGUACGUCGGGGUCCGUCUUCCCGGGUACCACCGAGCCCUGUCCCUGUGCGAGGUCCAAGUCUUUUCAGAUUCAGGGUGGUUAUCUUCAACCGCCAGGAUCCCUGUUGUUGGGACCGAGUCAACCCCUUCAACAUCCACAUCGGGGAGUCCGGCAAUGCCACCGACAACCCCAAUCGUUGGUGGUACAUUUGUGUAA
This is a messenger RNA of Branchiostoma belcheri (Belcher's lancelet), 1239 nucleotides long. RefSeq lists its product as uncharacterized. The record is from RefSeq and is a predicted model, not a curated record. The transcript is spliced from 8 exons. Lineage: Eukaryota; Metazoa; Chordata; Leptocardii; Amphioxiformes; Branchiostomatidae. Bases 70 to 1239 code for a protein of 389 amino acids.